Messenger RNA from Entamoeba dispar SAW760, 1020 nucleotides. RefSeq names its product small glutamine-rich tetratricopeptide repeat-containing protein, putative. The transcript has a single exon. Gene Ontology annotation, molecular function: protein binding; molecular adaptor activity. Gene Ontology annotation, biological process: post-translational protein targeting to endoplasmic reticulum membrane. Lineage: Eukaryota; Evosea; Mastigamoebida; Endamoebidae. The coding region runs from base 1 to 1020 and encodes 339 amino acids. Gene Ontology annotation, cellular component: TRC complex; membrane. The record is from RefSeq and is a predicted model, not a curated record.
AUGUCAACCACAAAUCCUUUAUACCAAAAAUUUAUAACUAACCUAGAAAAAAAAGGUUUUUUUAAUGACUGUACUCAACCACAAAGAGAAAUUAAAAUGAAAACUGCUCAACAAUAUUUUGAUCUUCAUUACAGUAAACAAUGUCAUUUUGUUGGAAUGAAACCAAAAGAACAAAAUGUAGAUAUUCAAAAAAAGGCUGAUGAACAUAAAUUAAAAGGAAAUGAAUAUCUAAAUGCUAAAGAUUAUUCUAAGGCAAUAGACGAAUACACAAAAGCAAUACAACUAAACCAAGAAGCAGUUUAUUAUUCUAAUCGUUCUGCUGCUUAUUGUUCAAUUGACGAAAAUGAUUUAGCUAUUGAAGAUGCAAAAAAAGCUAUUGAAUUGGAUCCAAAUUAUGCUAAGGCAUAUGCCCGUUUAGGUAUUGCCUUAACAAAAAAACAUAAAUAUGCUGAAGCACAAAAAGCAAUAGAAGAUGCUCUUAUUAUUGACCCAAAUAACACUGUUUUUAAAAGUAAUCUAGAACAAAUUAAAUGUCUUAUUUUAAAUCAACAACCUCCAGCAUCUUCUUCUAUUCAACAACAAGAAAAAAAAGAAGAACAACCUAAUGAAGAAAAUAUACCAAAAACCACUGAAGAAAAGAAAGACUCUCAUGAAAUUCAUUCAAAUGAACAAGCACAAUCACAAAAUACUAGAAAUGAAGAACCAAAUCCUCAACAACCAAACCCUCUUGCUAAUAUCCUUAGUAAUUUAGUUGGCUCUACUCAAGGAGGUCAAGGAAUAAAUCCUGGAGCUGUUGAUAUAAAUUCAUUAAUGGGAACGUUUGGAAGUCAAAAUGGAAUAGCCUCAAUGGCUCUUUCAUUACUCAAUAAUCCAGCAACAAGGCCAAUGGUUAGUCUGAUUGCUCAAAUGAUAGGAAUGCCAGUUGAAGAUUUACAAAGACACUUAAGUGAAGAAGCCCAAAAUGAAAAUUCAAAUCAAAAUACUUCACAACAACAUCAAACACCACCUGGUUUUGUUUAA